AUGUUUCAAAUUUGCCUAAAUACAACAAAAGAAAAUAAUCAACAUAUAAAAAAAAAAUAUGAACAAACUAGCCAAUCCUAUAUACAUAAUAAUUUACCAAUGAUAAAUGAAAAUACAAACUCGUUGGAUAGUUCUCUCCCUAAUCUUAUCCUAUCGAAGAUCUCAACAUGUGCUAAAAAAAUAAACUGCUAUUCAAAUAAUUCAUUUUUUGAACUAAAUAAAAAGAAUGAAAAUAACAAAAUUUAUAACGAUCAUUUUUCAUGUCCUACAAAAAAUUAUUACUGUUCUUUAAUCAAAAUAAAAUCAAAUAAUUUUCAUCCCUUUAAAAAUGUGUGCAGCCAAAAUUGUAGUAAAAAAAUAUGUUGUAAUAUUUAUAAUUUAAUAAAAAUUAAAUCAAUAAAAUCCAAAUUAUUCAAAUUAGACAAAAACAAAAUUAAUUGUUUUAAGAAAAAAAGAGAAAAAAUAAAAAAAUUAUACUUUUACAAAAAAAAUAAACUAAUACAACAUGAGAAAAAACAUAGCAAUUAUUUCUCUUGUACUAAUUUUAAAAAAACAAGUAGCACUAAAUAUUAUUUUCCUUUAGAUGAUAAAAACGACAAAAAUGAUAGAAUAAAAUAUAAUGACCAUUUCCAACUAUUUGAAUAUAAUAAAUCAGAAGAAAUAGAUAAAAAAAAAUAUAUAAAGUCUAUAUCACUUUCAAUUAAAAAACAAAAAAAAAAAGUAUAUUUGUUAGAGAAAAAUGCAUGCCGACUUUUAGACAUUAUAGAACUUUUAUUAUAUACAAGAAUGGAUGAAAUAUUUACUUUAAAACAAAAUCUAUCAAACCAUGAUAAAUAUAAAGAAAUGUAUCCCGAUGUUUUCUAUUUUGACAAUAAUGAUGACCUUAUUGAAGUAUUAGAUAAAAAGUUAAAAUUUUUACCUAAGAUUCCAGCUAUCAAAAAUUUAGUGCCUUAUUUUGGACCUACCCCUGAAAGUAUAUUUGGAAAAUAUUAUUCCUCAUAUAAAUAUUAUUACAAACUAAUUGACAUUAAAUUUAAAAUUUAUAAAGUUCCUAAUUUAUUUAUUCACCCCAUAUGCUGUGGGGAAAGUAUAUCAUUUAAUAGUUAUGAACAGAAUAGCCAGAAUUAUAAAAAUGAUUUACAAAAAUAUGAACAGAAUAGACAAAAUUAUGACCAUUUUUUCACGCAGAAUAAUUUUCGAAAAGCCCGCAAAACCAAUUCAAUAAUGGCUAGUUGUAAAAUACCCUUUUUAAAUUUUAUUCCAAAUUCAAACAAAAAUAUAAUUCAAAAUAAUCAAACCGAUUUAAUUCAAAUAGAUAAAAUACCCUCAGAUUUAAUACAAAUUUUGAAUUACAAAAUUCGAAAGUUAGCUAAAAAAAGGGAAUCAACAAUAUUCCCAAUUAUGUCGUAA
Molecule: messenger RNA, 1410 nt
Organism: Plasmodium vinckei vinckei
Lineage: Eukaryota; Apicomplexa; Aconoidasida; Haemosporida; Plasmodiidae
Product: conserved Plasmodium protein, unknown function
Exons: 2
Coding region: 1-1410 (469 amino acids)
Source: RefSeq, a predicted model, not a curated record